AAGGAGUAGGGUCGUCGCCGCCUGCACCAAAUGACAGAAAAGCUUCGUUCGAUGGACAAAAAUUGAAUGAAACCCUAGAUACGUUCCCCAAAUUCCCAAUUCCCCAACUCAGUCUCUCUCUCUCUCUCUACUCUCGGGGAAUUCAUUGGGUAUCUGAAAAACCAGAAAAGGAGGUUUCGAUCGCGACCUGUUCAGCAGAUUUCGAGAUCUCCUUAGCUCUGAUUCAAAAGGUUUGAGAACGUUUUUCACGCGGUUUGAUCAAGGCCGUUUCCAGGGGCUUUGAAAGCUGAUAGAUACUUUGUUUUCUUGAUCGAACCAUGUUAAUAACAAAGAAAUUGCGAUUAUUCUCAUGAUCAUUAUCUGAAUUCUGAACCUUAUUUAGAUUAUCAUCUUUGGCUGAAUCUUAUUCAAAUCGUGUUGGUUGAUGAAACAAAUCCUGCUUUUCUGUUGAUAAAAAAACUAUUCUGCUGUUUUAAUGCAAUAGGUUUGAUAUUAAUAACCUACUCAGGGUUCUUAUUGUUUUUUUUGGUGGAUGAAUAGGGGGUCUUAUUGUUGGUGGAGUUGAAUGGCAAAAGAAAAAAAGAUUUAAUAAUAUUUUCUGGUGUUGAAGUUGUGUUGUCUUGCAAGUGGAGUGCAUCUUGAACAUAUUUGAUGGAUGAUGACUGUUCCGAUGGAUAACUUGUUUGCUGCUCCAUCACAGGAGCUUGUCCAACGUCUUUACAACAAGAAUAUUGAGUUGGAGAAUAAGCGCCGGAAGUCAGUGCGAGCCAGAGUCCCUUCAGAUCCCAAUGCAUGGCAACAAAUGCGUGAGAACUAUGAAGCCAUAAUUCUUGAGGAUCAUGCUUUUUCCGAACAACAUGAAAUAGAGUAUGCCCUUUGGCAAUUGCACUACAGGAGAAUUGAGGAGCUGAGAGCACAUUUCAGUGCUGCUCUAGCUUCUACAGGGAACACUUCUCCAGGUCGGAAAGGCCCUGCUCGUCCUGAUCGUAUUGCUAAAAUCCGUUCUCAGUUUAAAACCUUCCUUUCUGAAGCAACUGGAUUUUAUCAUGAUCUAAUUUUGAAGAUUAGAUCAAAAUAUGGGCUGCCUCUGGGUUAUUUCUCUGAUGAUCCAGAGAAUCAAACAAUUCUGGCAAAAGAUGCCAAGAAGUCUGCUGAGAUGAAGAAAGGCUUGCUUUCCUGUCACCGUUGUCUGAUAUAUUUGGGUGACCUUGCACGAUACAAAGGAUUGUAUGGAGAGGGUGAUUCCAAAACUCGUGAUUAUACAGCUGCUUCAAGUUACUAUAUGCAGGCUGCUUCACUGUGGCCUUCAAGUGGCAACCCCCAUCAUCAGCUUGCCAUUCUGGCUUCUUAUGCGGGAGAUGAUUUGUUGGCAAUUUACCGGUACUUUAGGAGUCUUGCUGUGGAUAGUCCUUUUACUACUGCGAGGGACAACUUGAUUAUUGCAUUUGAGAAGAACCGUCAGAGCCACUCACAGCUACCUAGGGACACAAAGACUUUUGUCAAGGCAGUUCCUGUGCGAAUGACAGGGAAAGGAAGAGGAAAAGGGGAAGCAAAGGUUUUAUCGAAAGAUACCAAAACUCAAGUCACUUCCAACAAGGAAAUAACUAUACCUGAUAUUUUCAAAGCAUUCUGCAUUCAAUUUAUCCGGCUAAAUGGCAUACUUUUCACACGAACUAGCUUGGAGACCUUUGCAGAAGUCUUCUCUUCAGUUACCGGUGAUCUGCAUGAACUUCUUUCUUCUGGACCAGAAGAGGAGCUAAAUUUUGGUUCAGAUGCAGCUGAAAAUGGUCUUGCCAUUGUCAGAUUUGUGGCGAUUCUCAUAUUCACAGCACAUAAUGUGAACAGGGACGUUGAAGGCCAAUCUUAUGCUGAGAUAUUACAGCGUUCAGUUCUACUUCAGAAUGCAUUUACUGCUGCAUUUGAGUUUAUGGGACACAUCCUCAAGAGAUGCAUACAGUUGCAAGAUCCUUCGUCAAGUUUUCUCCUUCCUGGUAUUUUGGUUUUUGUGGAAUGGUUAGCUUGUCAACCAGAUAUUGCAGCUGGCAGUGAUGUCGAGGAAAAACAAGCUGCUGCUAGAUCAUUCUUUUGGAAUGAAUGCAUAUCCUUUUUGAACAAGCUCAUGUUGAACAGUUUAGUCUCUGAUGAUAAAGAUGAGACCUGCUUUUUCAAUAUGGGCCGGUAUGAGGAAGGGGAAACUGCCAACCGACUUGCAUUAUGGGAAGAUUUUGAGUUAAGAGGGUUCUUGCCUAUUCUUCCGGCACAACUGAUAUUGGAUUUCUCGAGAAAGCAUUCCAUUGGAGGUGAUGGUGGGAACAAGGAGAAAAGGGCUCGUGUACAAAGGAUUAUAGCUGCAGGAAGAGCCCUUGCAAAUGUAGUACGGAUUGAUCAGCAAGGAAUAUAUUUUGAUCAGAAGCUGAAGAAAUUUGCUAUUGGUGAUGAGCCUCAAAUGUCUGAAGAUUUCAUGCUUGCUAAUUCGGAUCUAACCAUGACAAAUGGUAUGACACCAAAUAUUACUAUGGAUAAAGAAUUGAACUUGGGUAUUGUGCAACCAAUAGCACAGUACGUGGAAGGAGAAGAGGAGGAUGAAGUGAUAGUAUUUAAGCCAACAGUUGCUGAGAAACCUGGUGCUGGCAUGGAUGCUCUGAAAUGGCCCUCGUAUGAGAUCCUUGAGCAUGCCGAAAAUGCUCCCAAAGCUGAAUGGAGUGGUUAUAUGGGAUCUGUUUCAGCUCCUCUUAAUAACCUUUCAUUGCAUAGUGCUUUGGAUUUCAGUUCUCGAUCACCUGUUGCUUUUCCUAAUAUUGUACCCCAUCAUCUGCAACCAAUUAAUGUAAGUGCUUCAAAAUGGCUUGCGGAACAAGGUGAUUCUCUUGCUAAUGGGAUUAACAAUAUAAGCUUUGCUGGCAAUGGACUAGUUCCGAAACCCGAUUUGCAGGGUGGCUUCAGUGUUGUACAGUCUCAUGCGCCUUCACUGACCCUUCCUCCUGGGAAUACAAUUAAUGGGAGUGAAUUAUCAGGUCAGACAAAAGCUGCAGAAGCUGAAAUACCAUCCAAAUUUGAUUCGAUCAUGUCGUCAGGAGCAACUGUUGACAGUCUUAUGGUGAAGCCAUUCUCAGCAUUGCCACCAAAUUCAAGGAAGAACCCUGUGAGUCGACCAGUUAGGCAUUUUGGGCCUCCACCAGGGUUUAGUCACGUUCCUUCUAAGAAUUUUGAUGAAUCCAUUGCGGGUUCAGAUUUGAAGAAUGAGAAUUCACUAAUGGAUGAUUAUAGCUGGCUUGAUGGAUAUCAGUUUUCAUCUUCGACCAAUGGCAUUACACAUAACUCCAUAAAUCACAUGACAAAUUUGACUCCACAUCUCAUGAGCAGCAGUGGCUCGACAGGGACAAUCAGCUUUCCUUUUCCUGGAAAACAAGCUCCUAAUGUGCAGGUCUCAGUGGAAAACCAGAAAAUCCGGCAGGAGUACCAGCUUCAGGAGCAACUGAAACUGUACCAGGGGCAGCAGCAUCAGCAGCAGCUCCAGCAUGGGAAUCAGCAAUUUACUCCGCAGCCGGAGCAAUAUCAGGGACAGUCUCUGUGGGCUGGUCGUUUCUUUGUGUGAGGUUCUUAUCAGAGCAUAGAUGGUUAUCAAGAAUCUGUUAUGGUGAUUGCUCCAUGGCCUGGUGCUACUCAUUUCAGCGUCCACCUUUCCAGCAGCCUUUUCAAUGUUGCUAAAUUUAUGUUGGAGCAUGGAUGGUCUUGGAGUGCUGCAGGCACUUGCUUCUGAUUUAGCAUGCGUCAUGCUUUCCGAACCGAAGGAAUCCAGAUGGUGAACGGGAUAGUAGUUGAUUGGAAAUUCCUGAGUAAUUAUAUGCCUUGUCAAUGGGCUGGAAAUUCUUAAUGUUCAUCAGCAUCUUGGAUGGGUUGGUUUCGUACCACUUGUUUCAAGAAGUUUGGUGAAGUGAGGAGGAUUACAUACUACUAGACUGUGAAAUUGGUCUUGCUGUUGGAGAAAAUGUUCGUUAGUCAUUCUCAUCAUCAUCACUGUCAGCAGCAGUAAGUAGGUGGGAUUGAUGUUAAGUUAGAUACCGCAUAGGGUUGCAGCUGCCUGCCUUGAGACAACCAUCGGUGCUCGUGGUUGCUGGGGAGGGGUUGGGGUAUGGAGAAAGUCCAAUGGGACAUGAAUGAUAAAUACGUAUUGAACCAAAAUAAUAACUCGAUUGGUAGUCGAAGACUCAGAAACAGUUGUCUUUCUUUAUAUGUCAGUUUGAUUUGGAAGGAAUUGGAACUUUAAUAAUGUCUUAAUCUAGUUGUUUGGAAUA
Messenger RNA from Macadamia integrifolia, 4295 nucleotides. RefSeq names its product protein SMG7-like. Gene Ontology annotation, biological process: nuclear-transcribed mRNA catabolic process, nonsense-mediated decay. The record is from RefSeq and is a predicted model, not a curated record. Gene Ontology annotation, molecular function: telomerase RNA binding; telomeric repeat DNA binding; protein binding. The transcript has 9 exons. Gene Ontology annotation, cellular component: telomerase holoenzyme complex. The coding region runs from base 656 to 3595 and encodes 979 amino acids. NCBI's taxonomy places the organism in Eukaryota, Viridiplantae, Streptophyta, Magnoliopsida, Proteales, Proteaceae.